This is a messenger RNA of Rubroshorea leprosula, 2922 nucleotides long. NCBI's taxonomy places the organism in Eukaryota, Viridiplantae, Streptophyta, Magnoliopsida, Malvales, Dipterocarpaceae. The record is from the annotation of a GenBank genome assembly.
ACAUUUCCGAUAAUUCCGGCCAUGUCCCUGGACCCGGAGCCUUCUCCGUCCUCCGGCCGGGAUUGGGUUUUCCCUUCCCCUUCCUACAUCCAUUCCUCUUCUUACCGGGCGAAUAUCACAAAAUACCGCCGAAGGUUCUCCGCGAUUCCUAGACAUUCGCAGCAUUCCUCUAAAGAUCGGCAACCUCCCAGAACGACCACGUUUCGAAAUGUUUCGCCCUCCGAUUCCACCCUGUACACAGCCUCCACGUAUAUCAGGCGUCGCCGCAGAGUCGAGUUUGAUGCUGGGAAUGAGAUUUCGCCGAAAGCGGAAGAGAGAAUUGCCUUUUCUGCAGAGAAACUUGCCGUUGUGGGUGAGAAAACGGCGGUGUUCAAUCAGGGUGUCGGGUUUUCACGUCAAUGGCUGAAGGCUUGGUGGCAGAUGGCUUUUUUUGUAGCGAUAAUGAUCAUGGCCAUUGCUUCUUUGGUGCACAAGAAUUUCUCUUUACAUAAUCAAGUCAUUGACUUGCAGGAUCAGAUUUCAAAGCUGAAUAUCAGACUGAAAGCUUGCAAUUUGUGGGAAACUGUGGAUACUAAUUCCAUAGCAGAAGAGAGCGAUCAUCUUCCUAGCAAAGGCCUAAAACAUAUAGCUCUGGUUGUCUCUGUCCUACUAUUAUCCAUCCCUUUUGUUAUUUUUAAGUAUGUCAACUAUGUCUCUAAGUCUAGAUCACUAGAUAAUAAUUCAGAAGUGGUCUCUCUAAAUAAGCAGCUUGCAUAUCGAGUGGAUGCUUUUUUAUCAGUUCAUCCAUAUGCUAAACCUUUAACGUUGCUGGUUGCAACUCUGCUGCUUAUUUGUCUUGGGGGUUUGGCUCUAUUUGGUGUCAAUGAUGAUGGCUUAGUAGAUUGCCUUUGGUUAUCCUGGACAUAUGUUGCUGAUUCAGGCAAUCAUGCCAACUCUGAAGGUUUAGGUCCCAGGUUGGUUUCACUUUCUAUAAGCUUUGGUGGGAUGCUAACAUUUGCAAUGAUGCUGGGGCUUGUUUCUGAUGCGAUUUCUGAGAAGUUUGAUUCAUUGAGGAAAGGAAGAAGUGAGGUGGUUGAGCAAAACCACACUCUAAUUCUUGGGUGGAGUGAUAAAUUGGGAUCACUACUUAAUCAGCUUGCAAUAGCUAAUGAGAGUCUAGGUGGUGGAAUUGUUGUGGUGAUGGCCGAACGGGACAAGGAGGAGAUGGAGCUUGACAUUGCUAAGAUGGAGUUUGAUUUCAGAGGGACAUCUGUGAUAUGCAGAAGUGGGAGCCCUCUGAUCGUGGCUGACCUAAAAAAGGUCUCUGUCUCCAAAGCCCGGGCAAUUGUUGUCCUUGCUGAAGAUGGAAAUGCAGACCAGAGUGAUGCUCGUGCUUUGAGAACGGUCCUAAGUCUAACAGGAGUAAAAGAAGGGCUAAGAGGCCACAUUGUGGUGGAACUAAGUGAUCUGGACAACGAGGUACUUGUCAAACUUGUUGGAGUUGAUCUUGUUGAAACCGUUGUUGCUCAUGAUGUUAUUGGGCGUUUAAUGAUCCAAUGCGCACGACAGCCAGGACUAGCACAGAUCUGGGAAGAUAUCCUUGGAUUUGAAAAUUGUGAAUUCUACAUCAAAAGAUGGCCACAAUUGGAUAACAUGUUAUUUGAGGAUGUGUUAAUUAGUUUCCCUGACGCUGUACCUUGUGGAAUCAAGGUUGCAUCAUCCCGUGGUGGUAAAAUUAUCCUAAAUCCUCAUGACUCUUAUGUUCUACAAGAAGGGGAUGAGGUUCUCGUUAUAGCAGAAGAUGAUGAUUCCUAUGCUCCAGCAGCAUUGCCUCUGGUCAAAGAAGCAUCUUUCAUACGCAGUGUUCGACUAGCAAGAAAGCCCCAGAAGAUACUACUUUGUGGAUGGAGGAGAGACAUUGAUGAUAUGAUUGUGGUAAGUUCUUUCUAUUGAAGCCCCUAAUUCCUUUUUCUCUUCUCCUAAUUGAUGCAGGUAUGGAGGGGAAAUUUACCCAAGGACUUCAUUGUUCCAAAGUCUACAGAAAGGAUACUUCUUUGUGGUUGGCGACGUGAUAUAGAAGAUAUGAUUAUGGUAGUAUUACAAGAAAUUAUGAUGAGGCUCCCAAGUACUUAUUGGGAGCUGUUUCCAGUGUUAAAAAAGUAGCCAUAGAUGUCACAGAAAUUAUUUUCGCCAUCAUUCUUAGAUCUGCUCUUCGUAGCAACCUGCAACAAGUCUUCCCACUUUCCAAAAGUUUCUCCUACUAAAUUUGUUUAUUCACAUUGAAAACAAUAUUGGCAGUGAUUUCUCUUUUUUGUUUGUUUAGGUUUUGGAUGCCUUUCUAGCACCUGGUUCAGAGCUCUGGAUGUUCAAUGAAGUUCUUGAAAAUGAAAGGGAAAAGAAGCUUCUUGACGGUGGUCUGGACUUCAACAGAUUGGCGAAUAUAACACUAGUUCAUCGUGAAGGAAAUGCAGUUAUACGGCGUCACUUAGAAAGCCUUCCUUUGGAAUGUUUUGAUUCAGUAAGUAGCUUUACACAUGGGCUAUCAUGAUAGCAAUAUACAGCAGGUAUUAUCAGGUCAUGGUCAUUACAGAUCCAUUUAAAAUGAUUGGGUGCAAAUGAAAUUUCAGUCUUCCCAAAUUUUGGUCUUUGGAUGAAUGAUUAGCAAGUGAUUCUAGACUUCAGCAAUUUUAAUAGAGUGGCUGCCUCCAGGAUUUGAACCUAUGCACUUCCAUGUAACAUACACUGAUCACUAGAAAUCCUCACAAAAUUAUACUCCUGGGCAUGUAUUAAAGGUAAAUAUUUGUGAGAGCCGAUAAGAAGGUCCCUGUAGAAAAAUUACUCACCAAAUUUUACCGUCUGAGGGAUAAGUUUUAGAACAACAUUACUUGCUUUACCGUCUUAAUUUAUGUGUUAGUCAUGGAUUGAUAUGUCUUUGUUCAAUAA